Molecule: messenger RNA, 2369 nt
Organism: Pelmatolapia mariae (spotted tilapia)
Lineage: Eukaryota; Metazoa; Chordata; Actinopteri; Cichliformes; Cichlidae
Product: cholesterol 24-hydroxylase-like
Exons: 15
Coding region: 106-1629 (507 amino acids)
Biological process (GO): cholesterol catabolic process
Molecular function (GO): iron ion binding; heme binding; cholesterol 24-hydroxylase activity
Source: RefSeq, a predicted model, not a curated record
CCACUUUUUAGCGCAACACUGACUCGCUGUUUUUAUCUGACCGUGGACUUUCUAACUGAAAGGACAACCAGCUUUAACACGGACGUCUCCGGGACAUUUUCCAGGAUGGCACUUUCCAGCCUGCUUCUGAGCCUGGCUGCUCGGGCACUUACGUUUCUCUUCUUUCUGCUCGUCAUUGCGUUUCUUGGCUACUGCUUGUACAUUAAAUACAUUCAUAUGAAGUAUGACCACAUCCCCGGGCCGCCGAGGGACAGUUUUUUCUUUGGACACUUACCAACGAUGUUGAAGGCGAUGAAAAAUGACGGAAUUAUACACGACAAAUUUCUGGAGUGGGCCGAGAAGUAUGGACCUGUUUACAGGUUAAAUGUGCUUCACUACGUUUCACUGUGUACGUACUGUCCAGAGGCCACCAAGGAAAUCCUGAUGUCCCCAAAGUACCCCAAACAGAAGCUUGCCUAUAAAAGACUCUUCUACCUGUUUGGUAAAAGGUUCUUUGGAAAUGGGCUGGUAACAGCACGGGAUCAUGAGCAGUGGUACAAACAGCGACGUAUCAUGGACCCUGCAUUCAGCAGCCUGUAUCUGAGAGGUCUGAUGGGAACCUUCAAUGAGAGGGCAGAGAAACUGAUGGAUAAACUUGCAGAGCUUGCUGACAGUAAAACAGAAGCUAAUAUGCUUCAUCUUCUCAACUGUGUCACCCUGGAUGUUAUUAGUAAGGUUGCCUUUGGGGUGGACAUGGACCUCUUGAACAAUAGUUCACCUUUCCCUAAAGCCAUUGAGACAUGUCUGAAAGGAAUGGUUUACUAUGCUAGAGACAUAUUUUUUGAGUACAAUCCAAAGAACAGAGGAUACGUUAAUGAGGUGAGGGAAGCGUGCCGCCUGCUCCGUACAACUGGAGCCAAGUGGAUCAGUGAGAGAAAGACCGCCAUGCAAAACGGUGACGAGGUCCCCAAAGACAUCCUGACACAAAUCAUCAAAACUGCAAGCCAAGAGGAAAACAUGACUGAAGAAGAUGAAGAAUUUAUGCUGGACAAUUUUGUGACAUUUUUCAUUGCAGGCCAAGAAACAACAGCCAAUCAACUGGCGUUUUGCAUCAUGGGGCUUGGAAGACAUCCUGAAAUACUGGAGAAAGCGAAGAAAGAGGUCGAUGAUGUCAUUGGGAUGAAACGUGACAUAAGCUAUGAUGACUUAGGAGAGCUGGUCUACCUGUCACAGGUGCUAAAAGAGACUCUGAGAAUUUACCCCACAGCUGUGGGCACAUCUCGUGAUGUUGCUGAAGACAUGGUGAUUGAUGGUAUCCACAUACCUGGAGGAUUCAGCGUUUUUUUCAGCACCUAUGUGAGUGGGAGACUGGAGAGAUUCUUCAAGGAUCCACUGAGAUUUGAUCCAGACAGAUUUCACCCAGAUGCUCCCAAGCCUUAUUACUGCUACUACCCCUUUGCCCUCGGUCCUCGCUCGUGUCUGGGACAGAACUUUGCUCAGAUGGAGGCUAAAGUGGUGAUGGCCAAACUGCUCCAGAGGUUUGACUUCACUCUUGUCCCGGGACAGACCUUUGACAUCCUGGAUGCUGGCACACUCAGACCAAAGAGUGGAGUGUUGUGCACUUUGAGUCACAGAGAUUACAAAAAAUAAGGCAGCAUCGCAUAAGUCGUAGUAAACCAUAGAAGAAAAAUAGGUUACUCUUUACUAAUGCAAACGAAAAACAUACUAAAAGCAUUAAUGUGAAUUUGAUAUAAUAAAUGUAUUUUUUAUUACAAUAAUGAAAAUAAUAGGUGGUGUUUGUUUUUUGUUUAUAAUGAGCGCUGACUUUAAUGCUUAAAGUCAGCAUGUUAGGCAGCACGGUGGACGGUAGUUAGCACUGUUGCCUCACAGCAAGAAGGUCCUGAGUUCAAUGCCACCAUCAGGCCAGGGUGUUUCUGUGUGGAGUUUGCAUGUUCUCCCCGUGUUUGCGUAGGUUCUCCCCGGUACUCCGGCUUCCUCCCACAGUCCAGAGACAUGCACUUUAUGGGGAUAGGUUAAUUGAAAAAUCUAAAUUGCCCAUAGGAGUGAAUGUGAGUGCGAAUGGUUGUCUGUCCAUGUGUGUUAGCCCUGCGACAGACUGGCGACGUGUCCAGGGUGUACCCCGCCUCUCGCCCUAUGACAGCUGGGAUAGGCUCCAGCAACCCCCGUGACCCUGGAAAGGAUAAGUGGAAGCGAAUGGAUGGAUGACUUUAAUGCUAUGUUUACUUUAAUGUAGCUCUGUCAUUACUUUUUCAUCACUACCACAGGACUUUUAGUGCCUAUAACAUUAACUUAAUAAUUCUGGAUGUCAAAGUUUUGUGUAAAAUUAAAAUAAAUUGAAAAUGUCUCUAAAUCAGAUAUUAUUUGUGUUA